Messenger RNA from Oreochromis niloticus (Nile tilapia), 10322 nucleotides. RefSeq names its product mucin-5AC. NCBI's taxonomy places the organism in Eukaryota, Metazoa, Chordata, Actinopteri, Cichliformes, Cichlidae. The coding region runs from base 1 to 10185 and encodes 3394 amino acids. The record is from RefSeq and is a predicted model, not a curated record. The transcript has 24 exons.
AUGAGGGACCAGCUGAAGGAUCCUGUUCCUCCUCACACAAAGGAGCAGAUACUGAUCCUGCUGAUGGGGAGCCUCGACCACGACCAGAUGAGCGUUUCCACAGAGUGCAGCUACCAGACCGAGUCCGACUGGACGUCCGUGAUCAGCUUCGACAUGAACGCGGCGCCGGGAAGCCCGAUGUCACCCUCCAAACACUCCAAGAGUUCGGAGGAGAAGAAGUCAGUGUUCGGCCGUCUCACCAACUUCUUCAGCUCCAAGAGGAAGAAGAGCAGCAGCCGGAAUCAUUCGAGCACCUCCACCGACAGCUGCCCGGCGUCCCCCUUGUCUCCACAUUCACCCCAAUCUGAGCCAGAAAAUGGGUUAAAUGCUGAGCACAGCGACACCGUGAGCCAGAGCUCCAGCCGGAGCGCCUCCAGCAGGGCCUCGCAGGUCACAGUAGAGGCAGACAUGCCCUUUGCAGACAGUAACAGCACCGGGAGAAGCAGCGUGAAGGAGCUGGAUGCAAUCAUGACUUCCACAUCCACAGACCCUGCAUCUGCCACCGAGCCAGAUCCAGAUCCUGGUUUAAAGUCAGAAGUGGGCUUCACUGAAUCCGUGGUGGAAGAAGUGAGCAAACGGCUGCAGGUGAAUUUGGAACAGAAAGUACUGAAGAGACCAGAGAGCAGCAGUGAGGAUGAGAUCAUCAGCCCGACCACACUGACGUCACUUCAGAUCCCCCUUUCUAAGGCUGCGGAGUCCCCAAAGUCUCCUAACCUAACCUCCAUAAGCUUAGCAUCAAAGAAAGCAUCGGUGAAGGUUGGAGAGAAGGGCCACAGCACGGCGCUGAGAGGAAUAACUCUGGGCAAACAGCAGGGAAAACCUCUGGACCUGAAGAGGGAAAACUCAGGAGGACCCAGGACCAGCACUCGCAUAUCCACCAGCAGCCUCUCGGGGGAAAGUGCAACCAUGAGAGAGGAAAAACCCCAAGACUGUGGGGAGGUUCACACCCCCACGGAGCAGCCGGAGGGGCCGGACACAGACUCAACAAGGAGUUUUCCUCAGGUUCAGGAGCGACAUCGGCCGAGAUCAAUCCGGAUCACACGCAGGACCGUGAGUCUGCCUUCGAAGAGCAAAGGUGUUGCCGAGGUGAACGCCAGGCCCGAGCCGAGCGUGGACGAGGACGAAGGUUCAACUUCAAAGAGCUCAAACACAACAGAGGCGAAACCACGGCUGAUCCUCAAAAACAGCAAUGAUGCUGACUUUAAGGACACAAACUUCGAUCGACCCGCACAUGAAGACGAGUCUCCACUCUCUGAGGCAAUUACUCCUGAAGCCAUAGUUAAAACAGACUUGGAGGCCUCAGACUUCAAUGACACUUCUGCAGCGUCAGACAUGUACAAAAAGAAGCCAGCAGCUGCAGAACCAGCGGCGAGAGGCCAAGCAGCUAACCAGGCUGCACCCCAGAAACGAGUGGUUAGAGGAGCAGCAGAAAGCCGGCAUACCACGGCGAGUGGAACAAAGACCCCGACCUCUGCAGCUGGAAACAAGGCCAAGAAUGUCCUAACAAAGGCAAAGGGCUCCACAGAGGGCACAAAAGUGGAAACUUCCAGUGAUAAUCCAACACAAAGAGACGGAGCCGUUAUUAUGUUGCCAGCAUUUAAAGACCAAAGUGCCAGCGCUCCCUCCGGUGCUGCCGGUUCAAAGUCUAAAAUCCCCAAAAGAUCAACAUCAGACGCAGAUGUGAAAUCGCCGGUGACACCAGAUAAGACCUCAACACCGGACACCUCAGGGCCCAAACUACAAAAACAACCUAGGACCAAAGAGACUCUGAAAUCUCCAACAACUGCAGCCAGACCUGGAAGGAAACCAAGCUUUGAGGAAAACAGAGGAAAAUCAGUGUCGGGGAACAUUUCUCCCGUGAAAACUAGGACCGGAACAAAACUCAGUAAGGACAAAUCAGAUGAGGACUUUGAGUCUGUGAACUUGCUAAAUGACGUGGAGAAUGAGGAGAGAAAAAGUGGACACCCACCACACAGGGAAAGUCCGGACGUCAAAAAAACACAGCAGCAGAACGAUGUGGAGAGCUCUCCGAAGAGCCGGCUACCCGUUUCAUCUCCGACGAGAAAGAAGGUUGAUAUAACCUAUAAAAGGGUUUCAUCGGGUCAGAUGGACUCGGACAGACCUAAAACAGUCCAGAAGACAAGUCCAGAGCAGAAAGAUGCAACAGCUGACGAGAGUCCUGGGAGUGAGACGCCGCCACCGCUACCCGAAAGUCCAAAGAAAGGAAUUGUCCCACCAAUGAAGCCACCCAAAAACUUUUCUAAAAGAAUCCAUGUUGAGAGCGAUACUCCGACCUCCAGCAUCUCUCCACUUCCCACCAAACAAGAGAAAACUGUCUCAUCAAGGAUCUUUAAAUGGAACGAAAACAUCAAACAGCAUCAAAAAAUGCCUGCAAAAGAUUCACCUGAGACCUCGUCGUCUGUGAGCAAGCUUCCCACAAGAGGCCAGAGAAGCUCCAAUAAACUAAAACCCAGACAACGUUCCCAAAGUGGGAAUUCUGAGGACUCAAAUCACAACACAUCGACAGAGACGGAUGUAAAAGCACCUGAAAGCAUCACGGCGAAUGAGCGUGACAGUGAAGACAUAUUUAAAUUCAAGUCGGAGGGAGAGGAAUGUUUUAUAAAACACACCGAUGAAACCAAAGUGAAAGAAAAAGAGAUCGGAACCAGUACAGCAACUGAAGACAUUUCAAACAUCCAGCGGUUGCAAAACAGCGACACAGUUAUUACAAAAAGUGUUCCGGACACAGGAGCCGAGGUGCAGUCGAGCUGCGAGAUCGACAAAGCGAUUCCGUCUCAAGUUACUGAUGGAGGUCGAGCGGAAAAUUUGUCUGCUGUUCAAAAUAAAAACACAACACGAGAACCAAAAUCCCCGUCACUAAAAACACUGAAGCUAACAGGAAACGUGAAACUGGGUUUAAGCCAAGAUAAAAACACGGCACCACGAAUUCACGACACAAAACAAGCUCCUGAAGAUGAAACUGACAUGCCGAGCAAACCCGCUGAGGGUGACAGCGUUCAAAGGGAGAUACGUGGACGUAUUCCUGUUAAUAAAAUAAAUGCAUUCACUUCCAAGCAAGAGAUAAACAGCAGCAGUAUUCCUACUAAACUGAUUUCAAAGGAUGACUCAGAUCAGUCUAAACCAGCCAAUACAGAGCAGCAAAAGGAUUUAUCAAGGGAGGAUCAAUUCACAAACGAACGGGACACGUCCCUGACAUUAAACAGGGCCUUAGCAAAAGAUGUUGAAGUAGAGGAGAAAAGCAAAGAGGAGGGUGGCAGGAAACCAGCAGAGAGGUUGGGCAUUCAAACAGAGGCUGUGACUGUUGGUGAAUUGUCCAAGAAUGUUGAAAAUCAGUUGCACAAAGAGGCUCUUUUACUCGCAGGAGGAUCUGAAGAGAGAGGCUCAAAACCAAAUGAAACACUUAGUGACACAGCAGUGGAAAGCACUGAGUCACAGAAUGGUUGCAAAGAGGUGCUCAAGGGCAUAACCACAGAGAGAGCCAUUACAAAUUCAGAGAAAUCAGCACAUCUGUCAUCAGAGGAUAGAGGUUCAUCAGCUGAGUCCAAGGAAGAAACACAGACAGGGGUUACAAACGCUCUGAAAGAACAAACGAGGGAGGAGCAAGCAAUACUCCAUGAAACUACAAAACAGCAGCCUGAGAUGCCUUUGAAAGAAAACACCGAGAGCAGCGCUGAGAAAACAAAAGCAUCAGAAGUGAAAAAUGAAUCCAAACUGCUUUUGACCAAAGAUGAGGAAGUCGGAGAUGAAGACACAAGUCUGGACGACAAACGUGACAGAGGUGUAAAAGGAAGACGAACUCCAGAAAUAAGAGACGUAAACACAUUCGAUGCUGAAGCUGAUAAAGAAAAGAAGACUUUAUUGAAUGUGACUCAAGAAAACAAGAAGGCGGUCGCUGCUAAAGACCGAGGUGAGGACAUUACAACAAAGGCUAAUCUAAAUCAGGCCCUUGCAGAGGUGAAAGCCUCAAAGAAGACAUCAGAAAAACAUAUUUUAAAAUCAGAUGCAACUAAAGAAGUAAAAGGUGCCAGAACUGAAGCUACAGAGGAUUUGUCAAUAAACAGCUUGGUGAGUGGGACUGAAGCUGCGAAUGCUGACAUUAAAGCUAACAUCCAGGAAGACCAAAAGUCCAUAAUUGUUGGAGACCUGAAUAAGGACAUAACAAAUGCAGUCAAACAUCCAGAUGAUAAAUUAGACCAGAAACCAGAAAUGGUCAAAACUGGAGGUCAGGAGAAGACAGUGGAGAGCCAGAAUAUGGAUAUAACUCAAGACCAGACCUCUCUAAGUACUGAAGACACCAAAGAAAGGAUCGACACCAAUGAACUGUCAGUGGACAGUCCGGGAAAUGAUGCAGUGACUGCAGAUAAUGAACUUCAAGGUGAAAGUAUAACAAAACCAGCCCAAGAAAAAUCAGUUCAAGAGAAGACAGUGGAGAGUCAAGAAAAGGACAUAAUUCAAGAACUGAUCUCAGUAAACACUAGUACAGAAGGUACCAGAGAAAAGACAGAAGUCAGUGAUUCAUCAGUAGAAAGCCUGGAGAAGGAGAUGGGAGAUAUGAAUGCUAAUAGUGUUAGCAAACAACAGACUGACCAAGAUGGAAAUGCUACCAAACCAGAGAUGAACCAGUCAACAGGUUCAAAAAAGGAAAACAAAGAUGGUAACAAAUCUAGUCUAAAAUCUGGUCUGAAAAAGCGAGUGGGAAUAGUACAACCAGAGUCUCUUGUGGAGGCAGAAAGCCAGAUUCAAGACCUAAAGGUUGUCUGUGAUGAGGAACCUAAAGACAAGAAUGAGACCAAGGAUUCAUCAGCAGAAAGCUUGGUGAAAAAGCCACGAACUUUGGGUACUAACAGUGAUGCUGGAAUCCAACAGGACCUGACGUCUUUAAAGGUUGAAGUUGACAACCUAGAGGAACUGUCCGAAUCUAAACUUCAUGAAUCUGAACAGAAACCAGAGAUGGUCAGAGCGGAAGUUCAGGAGAAGAUAACAGAGAUCCAAAAUACAGAUGCAACCCAAGAACUGACCUCAGGUGGCUCUAGUACUGACGAUACUAAUGAAAAAACUGAAGUCAAAGUUGUAUCAACUGCAAAUGCUGAUAAUGAUGUUAGCAAACAGCAGGUCCAGGCUCUUGUAACCCUUAACAACCAAGAUGGGAGCAUAACAAAACAAGAGAGCAACAAAUCAGCAGAAUCCACAAGUCCAACAUUUGUUCUGAAAGCUGAAUCUCCGCAGGAGGCAGCAGAAAGCCAAAAUCAAGGUAUAAAGGAUGCUGAUGGAGCUAAAGAGAAGGCUGAAACCAAGGAUUCAUCAGCAGAGAGCUCAGUGAGUGAGACAGAAACUUUGCAGACUCAUAUUGAUGCUGGACCUGUAGAGGAAGCGAGCUCAACCACACCUGAAAUUCAAGAUCAUAAAGUUAAACAGAAACCAGAGACAGUCAGAGCUGAAGGUCAGCAGAAGACAACAGAGAUCCAAAAUACAGAUGCAACCCAAGAACCAGCCUCGGGUGGCUCUAGUACUGAAGGUGCCAAUGAAAAGACUGAAGUAAAACUUUCGUCAUCUCCAAAUGCUAAUAAUGAUGUUAGCAAACAGCAGGUCGAGGCUCCUGUAACCCUUAACAACCAAGAUGGGAGCAUAACAAAACAAGGGAGUGACAGAUCAGCAGAAUCCACAAGUCCAACAUCUGCUCUAAAAUCAGAAUCUCCUCAGGAGGUAACAGAAAGCCAAAAUCAAGACCUAAAGGAUGCUGAUGGAGCUAAAGAGAAGGCUGAAACAAAGAAUUCAUCAGCAGAGAGCUCAGUGAAUAAGACGGAGGCUUUGCAGACUCAUAUUGAUGCUGGAAUCCAACAGGACUUGAAGCCUGUAAAGGCUGAAGUCCAAGACCAAGAAGAACUGACUGAAUCUAAACUUAAUGAAUUUGAACAGAAACAAGAAGCAGUCAGAGCUGAAGUUCAGGAGAAGACAACAGAGAUCCAAAAUACAGAUGCAACCCAAGAACUGACCUCAGGUGCCUCUAGUACUGAAGAUGCUAAUGAAAAAACUGAAGUCAAAGUUGUAUCAACUGGAAAUGCUGAUAAUGAUGUUAGCAAACAGCAGGUCCAGGCUCCUGUAACCCUUAACAACCAAGAUGGGAGCAUAACAAAACAAGGGAGCGACAAAUCAGCAGAAUCCACAAGUCCAACAUCUGCUCUAAAAGCAGGAUCUCUGCAGGAGGCAGCAGAAACCCAAAAUCAAGACCUAAAGGAUGCUGAUGGAGUUAAAGAGAAGGCUGAAACCAAGGAUUCAUCAGCAGAGAGCUCAGUGAAUGAGAUGGCAACUAAAGUUAGCGACAAGCAGAAUGGAGACAUUACAAAACCAGAAUUGAAUAAGUCAACAGAAUCCAAAUGUCCACAACCUGGUCUACAACAGGGACCAGAGACUGUAAAAACAGAAUCUACAGAUGAUGUGGAAAGCAAGAUCUCAUCAGCAGAGACUUUGGAAAAUGAAAAGGCUAACAAUGAAAUUAGCAGUCAAAAGGACCAGAAGAGCACACCUGUCAAAGUUGUGCAAAUAAAGAAACCAGAGACAAUUACUGAACCUCACACAGCUCCAGGUACUAACCAAGAACAGAAAUCAAAGGCUGUAGCAACAAAGGAUCUGAAGAAAGCAACUAAAGAUCCUGAAUUAAGUGUAACAUCAAGUGUUUCCACGGCUGGAAAAGCAGCUGGCAAACAGGAACAGAAAAACCUCAUUAAAGAGGUUGUUGGAGUGGAUGAGAAACUAAAGGCAUCAGAGAUGAAUGCCAAGAAAGAAUCACCCACUGUUGGUUCCAGUGAGGUGUUCCUGAAGGAUAAAGAAACAAAAGAAAAAAGAGAAACAGAUUUUCUAGGUAGUGCUUUCAAAAAAGGACUACAGACUGCAGAGAAGUCAUCCACUUCAUCCCAAAGUCUGCAAUCAAAUGCAGACGUUCCAUCCGGCUGGUUAGAUGUGGAAUCUCAUCAGAAGAAGAGAAGGGUCCACAAAAGAAGAUUUAACACGUCUGCUAGUGUGGAUGACCCUCUUGAUGACACCAGUGACUUUGAUGAUUUUAUCAGGAACAUUAAGGAAGGUGGGAUGCCUUUCGCAUUGCCUCCAAAGAAGCAUGUUCAUAAAAAGUCUCCACCUCCACAUUUUGUCUUGCCGGCCAUUAAGGAGGACCACUUUGAGAAAACGUUCGAUCCUGAAGAAUUCCAGUUUGGCUUAAGGAAAAAUGGACGAACCUUUAUUGACCUUUUACCUACUACAAUUCUUAAACAGAAGGGAAAUCAAAGGAAUGGCCAAACUCUGGAAAAAAAUGCCACACCCACUCCUGAACAGCAAGCAAAAACACUUGAUGAGGUUGAAGGUAAAUCUGGACUCCAAGAGGGGGCCAAAGCUAAAGCAGGAAAAGAGGGGCAAGACAAUGGAGAAGAGCCUGUGAAGCUUACAUCAAGACUUAAUAAGAUUUCCAUCCUCUCCAGCUUACUUACCACUCGUUCCACCAGGAAGAGUACAGAGGAAGCUUCCUCUGCCUCAAAUAGCACACCUUCCUCUGACCAGCAGCAGGGCAUGCCCUCACUCAGAAAUGUGGAAGCUGCUGAUUCACCAAAGCCUGAGGCCACGGCUGAUAACGUGGGUGGGACGGGUGUAGAUCAAAGCCCGGUCACAGGAGGUGGUACAGGAAGAGUUAGUGAGUCAGUCUUUAGCUCCUCCUCUCCUCCUCCUCUUGUACUGCCCUCGUUCUCUGACAUAAAGCUGCCUGAACAUUUAGAGAAAUUACUGAAGAAGAACAAAAAAGAAACAGAGACCUCCACAGCGCAGACAAUUCAAACUAACCAGAAUACAAAGGAGACCAUUGCUAUGGACCAGGACCUGAUAGCAGGUCUAACUAAGGUGGAUCUGAACCUGAAGAGCCCUGAAGAACUUCCUCCAAUCACCAACUACAUCCAGCAGCGCCCUCCAAAUGGAUUUCAAAAGACGACUUCAAAGCCAAAGAUUCCUGCAGUAAGAGGGUUCCACAAAAGGCCUGGAAAGAUCAUCAUACACGAGCAUGCUCAGUUUGGAGGAGAGGCCUUUGAGCUCUACUCUGAUGUAGAAGAUGCCACCACCAUGAAGCUGUCCCCCAUCAUAUCCGUCAGAGUCAUCAGAGGAUGCUGGCUCCUGUAUGAGAAGCCUGGUUUCCAGGGGCGUAUCAUCGCUCUGGAAGAAGGUCCUACAGAUGGCAUCGUGAAUGUCUGGGCAGAGGAGGAAAGUCCUGCAACACUAGGUGAGAUGGGUGAACCUAUUCCAACAGCGCCUGUGGUCAUCGGCUCCAUUCGACUGGCAGUGAGGGACUACAGCAUGCCCCAGAUUGACCUGUUCUCAGAGGUGAACGGGUUGGGCAGGAUGGCGUCCUACUCUGACGACACCGUAGAGGUCAGCUCCUAUGGCAUCCCACAGACCACCGGCUCCAUUAAGGUCCAUUCUGGAGUCUGGCUGGUGUACACCGAUCCAGGGUUUGCAGGGUUCGUGGGCGUGCUGGAGGUGGGAGAGUAUCCCUGCCCGGAGGCCUGGGGCUUCCCUGAGCCCUUCGUAGGCUCGCUCAGACCCCUCCGAAUGGGGGUGAUAAAAGUGGAGCGUCCCAAUGAAGUCAAGGCCUUACUGUACGAGAAGCCCAACUUUGAUGGCGAGUGUUUAGAGGUUCACAGCGACAUCUACAACGUACAAGAGCCGGACGAGGAAUCCGACGAACCUGCUGUGAACAAGAAGACGCUGUGUGCAGUCGGGUCUCUGAAGAUCCUCGGCGGCCUCUGGGUGGGCUACCAGGAGGCAGACUUUGAAGGCCAGCAGUACAUCCUGGAGGAGGGGGAGUACCCUCACUGCAGCGACUGGGGAGGAUCUGAGGAUGGGCUGCAGUCACUUCGGCCUGUAAUCUCAGACUUUGUGUCCCCGCACGUUAAACUGUUCAGCGAGCAGGACUUCAGUGAGCGGGGCCUCAGCACCAACCUGCUAGUACCCGUCGUCAACCUGGAGGAGACCGGCCACGGUGCAAAGACCCAGUCUGUCGAUGUCAGCGGUGGAGUGUGGGUGGCGUUUGAGAAGCCUGGGUUCAGCGGGGAACUCUACGUCCUGGAGAAAGGCAUGUAUGCAAACCCGGAGGACUGGGGAGCUCAGAACUUCAGGAUCGCAUCCAUACAGCCCGUCUUCCACGACAGCAUGGGAACCACAAAAUUCAAGGUCCAGCUGUACUCUGAGGAGCACUUCCAGGGACGGCUGGUGUCUCUGGAGGACAGCGCAGCAGCUCUGGAUGAAGACUUCACACCCAGGUCCUGUAAGGUGCUGGCUGGCAGCUGGGUGGCGUAUGAGGGAUCCCAGUUCACGGAGAACAUGUACAUCCUGGAGGAGGGGGAGUACCCGAGCACAGAGGCCAUGGGCUUCCUGUCCUCAGACUGGAGCUUCCGGUCCAUCCAGACUGCGGGACAUGAGUUCUCUCUGCCGUCCAUCGCCCUGUUCACUAAGGUGGGCUGCAGGGGUCGCAGGGUGGUGCUGACGCACGAAGCUGUGAACCUGCAUCAGGCCGGCCUUGACACUCGCAUACGCUCCCUGGUGGUGGAGGGAGGAAUGUGGGUGUUGUAUGAGGGCAGUAACUACAGAGGUCGACAGGUGAUCCUCCAACCAAGCCAAGUGGCUGAUUUGUUUCAGCGUAGCGGCUUUCAGCGUGUUGGAUCCCUCCGCCCAUUACUGCAGAAACCGAUGUACUUCCGCCUGAGGAACAGGGAGACGGGAUGCAUGAUGUCUCUGACGGGAACGCUGGAAGACAUCAAGCUGAUGAGGGUGCAGGCCGUGGAGGAGACGGGGGGAGAGGAGCAGGUUUGGCUCUAUCGGGACGGAUAUCUCACCUGCAAGGUGGUCGAGGACUGUUUCCUGGAGUCCUCGGGCAGCGUGAUGAUGGCGGGCAGUCGGAUCUGCGUUUCUCCCGAGCGAGGCAAAGACAAUCAGCUGUGGAACAUCAGCCCGGACGGUGUGGUUCACAGCAACCUCAAACCAGACCUCAUCCUGGAGGUCAAAGGUGGGCAUCAGUACGAUAAAAACCAGGUGAUCCUCAACACGUUUGAUGAGCGAAAGCUGAACCAGAGGUGGAGUUUGGAGCUGCUGUGACGACUCUCACAGCCUCCUGAUGGAGCUCCAUCACACUGGGCCCUCAGCUGCAGCUCUGCCGUGGAGCCCACAGAGAUGUUCCCUGCCGCGUUUGCUUGGAAAGACAAUGCGCAUCGUUGAUGAACAAAAUGUUUUUA